AUGGUAAAGCAUACAGUCAUGGACAGUUUUGAAUUGAUGGGCAUUCUGAACAAGAUCGACAUGGCUUCCUUCGAUUUCCAAUCCCUAUUCACUAAUGUACCAGUUCGUGAGGUCAUGCAAAUCAUCUGCGAUUAUGUAGAUAAGAAACAAAUUCGACCGAGUCUACUAGUAUCCGUCCCAGAACGUUUAUUACUGCUCUGCGAAACCGACGCAUCUUUGUCUUUUCAAGGAAACGCAUACAGGCAAAUCGAUGAUGUCGCUAUGGCCAGUCCGCUAAGCCCAGUUCUGUCAGACUUGUUUAUGGCGAAUCUGGAACAAAAAGGAGCUAAUAUUCUUGAGCAUGCCAUCCUGUAG
This is a messenger RNA of Echinostoma caproni, 354 nucleotides long. NCBI's taxonomy places the organism in Eukaryota, Metazoa, Platyhelminthes, Trematoda, Plagiorchiida, Echinostomatidae. The record is from the annotation of a GenBank genome assembly.